Molecule: messenger RNA, 1347 nt
Organism: Cuscuta epithymum
Lineage: Eukaryota; Viridiplantae; Streptophyta; Magnoliopsida; Solanales; Convolvulaceae
Source: the annotation of a GenBank genome assembly
UCCAUUCUCACCCUCUCUUCUUCUUUUUAAUAACUCAAGAAAUAUAUAUAUACUCAAAGACAAUUCUUGAAAACAACUCUACUUCAAUUCUCUCUUUAAGUUUUAGCUUUCCUUUGCACAACAAAUCAAAUCCCAGUGUCUUGCUUAUAGCAAUCUGAUCAGAACUUAGCUAUACAAGCUACUAGCUUCAAUUGUUUGGUCACUCUUCCAAGCAUGAACCAAAUCCAAAGGCUAUCAUGACUUGCACUGAAAUGGCUUUCUUUCCCACAAAUUUCAUGCUCCAAACCUCUCAUGAAGAUCAUGACCAUCAACCCUCCACUUCUCUCAAUCCCCUCCUUCCCUCUUGCACUCCUCAAGACUUUCCAGGAGUGGCUUCAUUUCUAGGGAAGAGAUCUAUGGCUUUUUCUGGGGUGGAAACAACACAAAACUGUGAAGAAGCACAUGGAGUAGAUGAUGAUCUGUCAGAUGAUGGGUCCCAAGCAGGAGAGAAGAAGAGGAGGUUGAACAUGGAACAGGUGAAGACUCUGGAGAAGAACUUUGAGUUGGGAAACAAGCUUGAGCCUGAGAGGAAAAUGCAGUUGGCUAGGGCACUUGGGCUGCAGCCAAGGCAGAUUGCCAUUUGGUUUCAGAAUAGGAGGGCUAGAUGGAAGACCAAGCAGUUAGAGAAAGACUAUGAGGUCCUUAAGAGACAAUUUGAUGCUGUCAAAGCUGAAAAUGAUGCCCUCCAAGCCCAAAACCAGAAGCUUCAUGCUGAGAUAAUGGCACUAAAAAACAGGGAUCAACAGCCCACAGAAUCCAUAAACCUCAACAAAGAAACAGAAGGAUCUUGCAGCAAUAGAAGUGAGAACAGCUCAGAGAUAAAGCUGGACAUCUCAAGAACAAAAACUCCAGCCAUUGACAGCCAUCCAAGUGGCAGGUCUCUUUUCCCUUCCAAUAGUAUGAGGCCAGCUGGCAUGGCCUCCCAUCACCUCUUUCAAAACUCACCAUCUUCAAGGCCAUCAGAUAAUAAUCUUCAUCAUCAGCAUCAUCAGUGCCUCAAGAUGGAACAAUCUGUGGUCAAAGAAGAAAGCUUGUCCAGCAUGUUCUGUGGCAUUGAUGAUCAGUCUGGAUUCUGGCCAUGGUUGGAGCAACAGCAUUUCAAUUAAAGAGCUGAGUGAUGCUUUUUUUACUUUUAAAAUUUGUGGGAUUUGAGUGAAAUAGUUUCAAAUUAUAUAUAAUCACUUUACAUAUGGGGAUGGGCUGGUUGAAGAUAUAUGGAGGUGGAGUUAUGCUUUAAUUUGUUCAAUUUAAUUUGCUCUAUCUCUUGAGGUCUAUAUAGGUUAAGUUGGUGUAUAAAUUAACAGCUAA